Messenger RNA from Scheffersomyces amazonensis, 1346 nucleotides. RefSeq lists its product as uncharacterized. The transcript has a single exon. The coding region runs from base 164 to 1306 and encodes 380 amino acids. The record is from RefSeq and is a predicted model, not a curated record. NCBI's taxonomy places the organism in Eukaryota, Fungi, Ascomycota, Pichiomycetes, Serinales, Debaryomycetaceae.
UAUGGUAGGCACACACCCUCCCUCACUCAGUGUGCCCCAUGAAAAAAAAAAAGAUUUUAUGAAAUGUAAACAACGCGGAGAAUUUACUAUAAACACCGAUUCUUACUAUAUAAUUAGACACAAGUCCCCACUGUAAUUCAAUAACCAGUAGUGUGAAAACAACAUGUCUACGGCCAAUGACAAUAAGGAGAACUCCCCGUCUACGCCCACGAAAUCUACCGGUCCGGGGUAUCCAUUUCCACUGGGAAAAGUGCUUAAACCCAUCUCACCUAAUAAGUAUCCAAAUGCCGGAGGAGUAGGUAAGUUAAAUUUUUUACAAAGUGAUAAUAUUGAUGAACACUUUGAUCAUAUUCAUAGUUUCCAUGGAACUAUACUGGAACAACUUUAUAAUUUGGAAGUUCAAUCUAAACAAACAAGUGUAGAUUUGGGACAAUUAGUGGAUAGACUGAAGAAUAAUAAUCAGAAUUUGAAUAGGCUAUUAGAAAAUAUAGCUAAAUAUUCUGAUGAAGUUAUAACUGAAGGAAAUGCUACUAAGAAUGAUAUAGAGAAACUUAUAUCCAAGUUAGAUGAAAUUAAGGGCAAUAUCGAGAAAUCUCACGUUCAAGAUCAAGAUUUGAAGAAAGCCAUUACUGAUGAGGUACGUAACUCAAAGAGUCAACAUCAAAUUGAAGUAUUAGAAAAGUUAACAUACAUAGUACAGAAUCUUCCUGAACAUGAUCUAGUACGACAAGUAGUUGAUCCCAUUGUGGCGGAAUUGAAAUGUGUAUCACUUGAUCCAAAAUCUCAGAGUUUAUUAGAAGGAAUUAUGGAGAAUUUUGGAGAUAAGGAGGAUCCAUUUGCAGUAGUUCAAGAUUUAAGAAAAGAUUUAGUACAAAGACUUGACUCAUUACUGACUCGAGAGGAAGACUACAUAAUUGAGUUAGAGAAAAGAUUUCAUAAACAAGAUCAAUUGAUAAAUGAAUUGAUAUCCAUAGUUGGAUUAAAAGUUAAUAAAAAGGAAUUAGAAUCUAAUAUUCAACUAUUGGAUGAUAAAUAUAAAAGAAUGACUCAAGAUUAUACAGCGAAAUAUGUCGAAUUCCAAAAUCUUCAACAGGAAUUUGAUAAACUCUCCAAAGCUUGUAAGGAAUUAACCAUUCCAAAUCAAGCUCAAGAUUUGCGUAUAUCUAAAGCUCACCAAUUACAUUUAUCUACUAUCAACUCAUUCGGGAAUCCCUCUCUUAUUGUACCUAAAAAAAGAAUUGUUAGUUCACCACUAAUAAAUCUCCCUGCUACGAAUGAUGAGGAUCAAGAAGAUUAUGAAGAUUAGAUUAGAUUAGAUAAGCAAAAAUUUUUAAUUUAACUUAACU